AAAAUACUCUCCAGCGCUGCACUGGCGAAGUUACUCUUUUUACGUUGUGAAUGACACGCAAAGAUGCGAACACAUGAAGUAGUUUUUAAUGAAUAAAAUACAUCCUAUUGUUAAUAAACACUAACAUUUCAAAGGAAAGUAAAUACAACAUUUGAUCAACCAUUUCAGAAGAAUCGACAGAGAAAAACCGAAACUUUAAAAACAAUUUGCACUUACCACCAUAGGAUUUCAGGUGCUUCAGUCCCGCCCUUUGCCCCCAUUCUUCACUCUGAUUGGUCAUGACCCUGUGCCAGCACGCCUCCAGAGCUCCGAUCCUGCUACUCCUCUUGUACGGUGUUGCUCAGCGCCUCAGCAUCGCCGUCCCUGUGGUCGGCGACCGGGACAGUGAUGCAACAGCUGCCUCGGAGCAAACAAUGCAGACUGAGGCCAGGGAGCAGUGGGAGAAGGAGGUGAGCCUGAUACAGAAGAUGCCGGAGGAGGAGCUCCUGAAGGAUAUGGAUCCCAGGACCCUGGCUGUUGCUUUGCUGGACACCAUUUCCCAGCCGGUGGAGAAGGUGGGGGACGAGAAGCUCGAAGCAGUAGGGGGCAUGCAAAGGGUUCUUCGAGGUCUGGGCGAAUACAUUAUGCCCAGCCCACCUACCAUUGCUGAAAAUGUGUACAAGGAACCUGAAGGAGGGGAAGAGGAUGAGAAAAACAGGCCAGGGGUGGGACAGCAGGGGUUGGAAAGGCUGACGAAGGAGGAAGCAAAUGAUAAUGAAGCUGAGACCUCAAAGACAGAGCUAGCAGGUGAGGAGAGGCUGGGGAAGGAGGAGGAAGAAGAUGACGGGCAGCAAGAUGAGGCCAUCAGGAAUCUACAGAGGCUGCUAGGGCAGUUACAGAGACAUGAUCUGGGGACAAAGGAUCUAGAGAAGCCGGUGCUUUACAGAGAGGUCCGGGGGUAUUUCCCAAACAUAGACUUGGGCCUCCAGAAUAAUGAUAUACUGCCCCCACUGAAGGGUUAUAAGCUGUACAACCAGCAACUUGCCAGGGCGGGGAAGAAACUGAAAUGGCAAGAGGAGAAGAGUAGGAAGACACAGCCGAAAUUCAGUCAGAUGAACUUCAUGAGGGACUUUGAAGAAGAGAAUGAGGGAGAUGGUGAGGAGGAGUUCCUGACACGUGAGGAGGAGGAGGCGCAGGCCCGGGCUGAGCAGGAGGAGGUGAGGAGACAAGAAGCCGAGGCCCAGAGAGCGCGGGCCGAGGAGGAGAGGCUGGCCGACAUCGCGUCCGACCGCGUCCUGCAGUACAUGGUGAAGAAGCAGGCGGCCAGUUACGCAAAUCAGCGGAGGAAGGCUGCCCUGGCCACCAACGCCGUGGAGGACAAGCGAUCGGAGGAGGAGGACGACGACGAGGACGACAUCGACCCUCAGACUAUCGACAAGCUGAUCGAAAUCUCCAGCAAACUGCACCUGCCCGCUGACGAUGUUGUUGACAUCAUCAGUGACGUGGAGGAGAAGAAGAAAAAGAGGAAGGACAUGCCGCAAAAUUUGCCUCGCUAUCGCCCCCUGGUGCCCCCCCCAAUCCCAGCCUCCCGGUACUCUUCCACUGUGAAAUCACCGCCAUUUAGCCCUUAUGGCAAAUGGUUCAAGGGCAAAGCUAAGCCUUGGAAGCAGGACUUCUGGUCCAAACCUCAGAAGCAGUUCCUUGCCUACCCUUCAUACCCAUUCUACCAGAAACCAUACCGUGCUUACUAUCCCGUGUACUUCCCACUCCCAAAUCCCAAAUCACGUUACUUCUCCAAGCCAGCACUGUCCUUUGAUGAGCUGCUGGGAAACUCCAUGGACCGUGAGUUUGACGUUCCGAAGCACAGGUACCGGCCCUGGGGUCAGAGCCGCCCCAGAAAGCGUCCUGCACGUUUGCCGGGUCCCUACAUCCCCAACUACAUCCUCCCCCAUCCCCGAACUUACAUGGUUCCCAAACCUCGGCAAACACCCCGCCUUCGCCCCUCCCUCUACUAUCCCCCCCCAGCCCCUGUGGCUUCCCAGGAUGACAGCUACUACAACCUGAGAGGACAACAGCAGGAUAGUGACGAGGAGCUAGAGAACUUCAUUGAGAAGGUCUACUUGAAACGCAGACUGUUUCAGUAAUAACCGAUAAUGAAGUGAAAACUGAGAGGUAAACAAGCUAUAAAGGACUGAGAGAAAGUGAGACAACUGGAGAGAUUGCUCUGAUUUUUUCCACUUUCUUGUAUUGUAUUGAAAACGGGAGACAUUACUUGAUGAUUUGAUUACUUGAUUAUAUGACCUUCUUGUUUCAUUUAGGUAAUCUCCAUCCUGACCUGGUGUUCAGGUAUAUCCGACCUGGGAUCCAUCUUGCAUGCAUUGACUUUUCUUUAAACCAAUGAAAUGCAAGAGAAAAAAAAAAAACGUUUACACCUUUUCUUUUUGUCGAGUGCCAAAUACACCCAGAAAAUCAAAUGCUUCUCUCUCCCUCAGAAGGACACACACACAGACACACACACCUAGACAGUCCCUAGGCAGGUAAACCUGUUAAAUUAAUAUAAUAGUUUGUACUUUGAGCAUAAAAUAUACAGGUAUGAAAUAAAGGGGGAUCAAACAGUUUCAUACAACUUCAGACCUUGACUCAAGCAUUUCUGUGUGCCUGGAAGUAACAUAUUGCUCUGUGACCUAAGUGUCUGUUUCAGUUUGUUACACUUUGAUCAGUGUCAUCUGUGUACAGGGUUUUUUUUAUGAUCUGUUGGUCUUUUUGUAAACCAAACACUUGGUGUAUCUUCUUUUCAUACAGCGGUGCGAAAUGAAUUCAUACAUUCCAGCAGUUAAUGAGAAACGAAACAUUAUUAAUGCAAGCUGUGACCAGACCAGAGUUCUACUGCCUUACUCUCCCUUAUGACAAGGUUGCACCAUGAAAACAUCACACCAAAGCAUCAGGAGGUGCAGUUUUUAACAUUUAGGGAGAAGCAGCUUCCUUUGGCCUUGCUCCUGGAGCUUUGCUGAGUAUUGCUUCUUCAUAGGGCUGUACUGCUCCUCUCACUGGAGGGAGUGGAUUGGCCCAUCUGGACCAGUUUUGGUUUAUAAGUGCCCCUGCUUUCUCCUACCUGACCCCAUUGUCUUCCCUCCAGGCUCAGAACAUUCAUCAGCUUGGCGAAUCACCAUUUGCAUUCUUUAUAGCAUCCUCACACAAGCCCAGGCGAUACUUGUAUGACAGUAACACUCAUGCAACGCCGCAAUGACAAUCCACAGCUAAAGAUCCCAGCAUGACGACCGCACAGCGGAGGGCCCACUGAGACUUCACUCUCUGAAGCUCUUCGGCGGCCCACGCGGCCAAACCGAGGCACUUUCCUCACACGCUUGUCCGUUUCAUUCAUAAUUACGGCAUCCAUAGCAUCCUGGAGUGGCAGAUGCAAGGGGUGUGAUUACCGCUCACGUGGAAGUCCACAUCUCCUUUCUCUGUCUUGCGCUCUCAAAAUGACCACAACAGGUUAAGCCGUUUUUUUUUUUACAGGAAGUCAUGAAUGUAAAACGUAUAAAAACAGGGGGAAGUCACGGGGAUGUCUGUUUUAUUCAUUUUUUUUUUUUUUAAAAGAACUUGGAGAAAGGAAAGUGGAACAGUGGAGAAAGUAGGGGAAAGGGAAAAGAGAGGGAUCGUGCAAAGGAGAGGAAAGGAAGGGCGAAAUCGAUUGCACGUAUGUGUGUACUUGCAUCUCUUAAAAACUAAAAAAAACUGUGGGAAAACGUUGUUUCUUUGAAUAAAUUUGCUCAUUAAAAAAAAACGUUAAAAAAAGAAAACUUGUGACAAUGACUAGCAUACACAAGUAAAAAUGUUGAGUCUUGUAAAAGGAAACUGUCCUUGAUGUCUCUUCCAAAUUGUGAAUUGUACAGUAUUUAAUAAACAUGCGUCUGCAGUGUGUAAAUAAAAGCAUGUCGAUUACUAGUUUUGCUAAAAGAGAAAAAUAAAAGCAACUAUUUUAUUAAAAA
Molecule: messenger RNA, 3971 nt
Organism: Brienomyrus brachyistius
Lineage: Eukaryota; Metazoa; Chordata; Actinopteri; Osteoglossiformes; Mormyridae
Product: golgin subfamily A member 6-like protein 7
Exons: 3
Coding region: 279-2123 (614 amino acids)
Molecular function (GO): neuropeptide hormone activity
Source: RefSeq, a predicted model, not a curated record